Molecule: messenger RNA, 366 nt
Organism: Dracunculus medinensis (Guinea worm)
Lineage: Eukaryota; Metazoa; Nematoda; Chromadorea; Rhabditida; Dracunculidae
Source: the annotation of a GenBank genome assembly
AUGAUUCAUGUUUUCAAUAGUCCUGUCGAAUGUUCCACAAUGUCAGAAUUUCAGAAAAGUAAAGACAGCAAUGAUUUAUUCGAUGGCAAUAAUUUGAACAAACGAAAAAUCACUUAUUAUAAAGAUGGGAGAAAAAUGGUGGAUGGGAAGAUUGAAGUGGAGCAAAAUCCAACUGAUCUCUGGACAUCGGCAUUGACUCGAUCAGUUGCCAAUGAAUUCAAAGGACUUUCUAAUUUAAAAUUAUUUUCAGUGGCUUAUUUGAACAACGCCUAUCGGAUGCAACCAAAGAAAUUUUAUAUCUAUAUAUUAUUAGCCAUUAACGCUUUACUUUUGUUGAUUGCUUUCUGUUGUAAAAUUUUCUGUUAA